Molecule: messenger RNA, 1617 nt
Organism: Fusarium redolens
Lineage: Eukaryota; Fungi; Ascomycota; Sordariomycetes; Hypocreales; Nectriaceae
Exons: 5
Coding region: 1-1617 (538 amino acids)
Molecular function (GO): acyltransferase activity, transferring groups other than amino-acyl groups
Source: RefSeq, a predicted model, not a curated record
AUGGCCUCGGCAAGUUCAACUCUAUCACUGCACCAGAACAAUGGGCGACAUCUUCGAAAUCUCGCCAAAUGCUCUGUCCUCGCCCUCAUCCGACGCAUCAUUGGCUCGAAGCCUGGGAAGAGUGGACCGGUCUGUAUCGGACUCAUGGUAAUCAUUAUAGUAUGGGGUGUCUGCUCCUGUUCGGCAUGGCUUGUGAACUGCCGCGCAGAUUCUUUGUUGGCUUUGGAUAACGUCAAGCAAUGCCCGCACCAGAAUACACGUUGGGCCGUCAUAACGGCGAUAGACAUCUUGACCGAGAUCCUUACCUGGCUCCUCGUACUGCAAUUAUCCUGGUCCGUCAACAUUUCAUACAUCCGCAAGUGUCAGGUUGUUAUGGCUUUCUCAUUCCGUAUACCGCUCAUCGACCUCUCAGCCGUUCAUCUGGCGUAUUCUGCAACAAAUCCAGCCUCUACUGAGCCUCAAUUCGCCGUCACAAAGGCCCUACUCUGUCAACAGAUCAUGGUUGCUUGGUCGCUCAUUUCUGCCACUGUGCCAAAUCUGAAGAACUUUUUAAAAUCAUUCUCUAUAGGAAUGGGGUUUCCAGUGUCCUUUGACCUCAGUAUGUCUGGAUCAAGCAACGUCUACGCACUUCAGUCAUUUAGAGAUAAUCGCUCUGGGGUUACAUCAUCUGCGGCUGUGGCAACUGCAGUAAAAUCGAGAUCUGAUAGCGCUGCCCGUAGCCGACCGCACGGUUGGAGGCCGGACCAGGUCUCAUGCCAAACAACGGCAGCAUGCGACUCUGGAAGCAAUAAUCGGGAUGAUAUAUCGGAGGAAGGGCGGAACUCUAGGGCUGGCAAUAUAAGGGUCCUAGAUCUUGCACUCCACAUCACAUCACGUUUAUCUUUGUCACCUGGCCCGGGUGAAAAAACCAUGUCUGAGAUUGUAUUGCGCGAUGCGCGCUACUCCGAACUUCCAGAGAUUGCCCACAUCAUGUCAGAGGCAUUUUGGAAGGAUAACCUAUUUGGCGAGCUCAUACACCCCCAUCGUAACGAGUAUCCCGAUGAUGUACACCUGUACUGGCUGCGACGGGCACGGGUCAACUUUUGGGACUAUCGCUGGCGAUGGAUCGUUGCUGUGGCCAAAGACGAGAGUGGUCAGGAAGUUAUUGCCGGCAUUGCUCAGUGGGUAAGACUGGGAGAUGGGGGCCAAAAGCUUGAGUGCUGGUAUUUGGAUCCUCGAAACCUUCUCAAACCUUUAUCUUCUAUUGUCAUGAACAUCCAUGCUUGGGCCUGGCCUAAUCGUGCAAGCGACCCCAAGGAGGAGGACAUCAUAGAGCGGGCAUAUCCUCAUUUCGAAGACAUAUGGAGCGGAAAGCGCGCUGAGUCCUGGUAUCUCGAAGGAUUAGCAGUGCGUCCAGAUUUUCAGGGGAAAAACGUGGGCCGGAAGCUUGUGCAAUGGGGCCUCGAGCAGGCCAAGGCUGAUGGUAUUUGCGCUUCGGUUAUUAGUGCCUUUGGCACAGAUGAGUUCUAUAAGAAAUGCGGGUUUGACGAGCAGUACGGAAGCGCUAGACAGGGUGAGGGUAACCCCUUGGCGGAUGUUGAGGGUGCUAACAUGUUUUGGAAAUGGCCUGAGACUUGA